This is a messenger RNA of Phaethon lepturus (White-tailed tropicbird), 843 nucleotides long. RefSeq names its product ankyrin repeat domain 60 (gene ANKRD60). Bases 1 to 843 code for a protein of 280 amino acids. The transcript is spliced from 4 exons. NCBI's taxonomy places the organism in Eukaryota, Metazoa, Chordata, Aves, Phaethontiformes, Phaethontidae. The record is from RefSeq and is a predicted model, not a curated record. Gene Ontology annotation, molecular function: protein binding.
AUGCCUUCCUUGCCCCUGCGGACCUUUAGUGUCCAGCUCCGUCUGGCUGAAACUAAUGAAAUCUUUUCACUGCCUCGAUGCCAAAAUGAUUUGGCUCUGAAGAUGCUCAGGUCCCAUUUAGAAUUGUUGACUGGGAUCCCCCUUCACUUCCAGCGGCUUCAGUACUUGGAUGAAGUAGAUCUGCCAGAUGAGUCUACGUUUAAGGACAACGAUAUUGUCCCUGGUGGAACAAUUACAAUGCGCAUCUGGCGACAAGAUGGCUGGGGGGAGCUUGUGGCAGCUGCUGCAAAAGGAGAGACUAUGAAGCUAGCUUGCCUGGGUGUUACGGAGGACUCUGCGGGCACCACGCCACACGCAGAGUUACUGGGACCAGAGCAGAAAAAGGAAUGGGUAGCACACCGAGCUUUCGUGGCACUGUUUGUUGCCAGCCACAGAGGUCAUGUUGAAACUGUCAAGUUUCUCCUGAGGCAUGAAAAGAAUUGUGCGUUGUGGCCCGCAGGUGGCAUUGCCUCCUUCCGUAUGCCUUGUCACGCUGAGACGAUGUAUGAUAUUUUUACAGGUGCGAAUUUGCAUUCUACAACCCCGCUAGGAAGGACUGCCCUUCAUGUUGCCGCUGUCGCGGGCCGGUGUGACUGCGUUGAACUGCUCCUUAGUUACGGGGCACGAGCUCUGAGCCCAGACAGUGAGGGACAAACUGCGGUGAGCCUUGCCCGCCUGUGGGGCCAGAAACUGAGUGAACGCACCAUGGUUCGCUUCCAGCAGAGGAAGAGAUCCCCUGGCGCUGUGCCACCUGCCGGUGCUGUGGAUUGGGCCUUGCAGCAAGCAUCUGGUCCCAUGUCCUAA